UUUUCUCUAAAUCCACUACUCACCGGUCCCUUCAAAGAGACCUAGGUUUGGUGGUUGGGCUCUCCCUAAUCGGACUCCAUGACGACGGUGGAGGGUAUCGGUGGCGGCGAUCCGAAGCGGCGAGUAUGCUUUUCCUUGGCGGCCUACGCCAAGGCGGUGAUCGACCACCUCCGGGCGUCGGGCGUCGCGGUCGAUGGUGGGCUGGACGAUUUCGAGUUCGCUGCGAUCGAGGAGACGUACGGCUUUGCUUUUCCCCCCGAUCUCCGAUUAAUUCUCCGGGAGGGGCUCCCCAUCGGGAGCGGCUUCCCGAACUGGCGCUCCGCCUCGCCGCAGCAGCUCGAAAUCCUCCUCCGCCUGCCCGUCUCCGGCCUCAUCCACGAUGUCUCCCGCAAGGGCUUCUGGUGUGCCGCCUGGGGAUCCAAGCCCAUCGUCGUCGGGGAUGAGUCGGCGGCAGCGGCGAGGGGAAUCUUGGAGAGGGCCCCGGCCCUCGUCCCGAUUUAUCGGCAUUUUUACAUCCCGUCGGUCCCUAAUCUCACCGGGAACCCGGUGUUUUAUGUUCGGGGCUGCGAUGUGCGGUGCGCCGGGUUCGACCUCGCCGAUUUUUUCCAGCGCGAAGAGGGCCACUUCCGGCGCGGAGGAAAAGCGCCGCCGGCGCCGGCGUGGGCAGCGAAGGAGGCGAGGUGGGUGGAGGUCUGGACGGAGCUGGCAGCGGAGAGGGACACGUGGCGGGGAGGGGAGAUACUGGAGGGAUGGAUAGGGGAGAUGGGGUGGCUGCUGAGGGAAGCGGGUUGGGGGGAGGAGGAGGUGAGGGAGAUGCUGAUGAUGGGAUCAGACGGCAAGGGGGACGGGGGAAGGGGGGAUCGGACGGUGGUGAGGGACCGGGAAGGCCUGAUCCGGCAUCUGCGGCUGCUAUCGCUGGCGCUCCUCCAGGGCGGGUGGAGCGUGGAAGACGUGGCCAACGUGAUGGGGUGACGAUGACCGCCGGAAGGUGACGUGUUCGAUGGACGAGAUUUCCAUGCAGUAAUAAUUAAAUAAUUCCGACGAUUUUUUCAAAAAUAAUUUCUUCAUAAUAUAUUAAUAUUCUGUACAUUAAAAAAAAGAAAUUGAGGCAAACGGAGCAUUUAUUUAGCUCGUAAGGAAUAUAUUUUUUGUUAUUGAUUUUUUUAGUAUCCUUUAAUUGAUUUCAAGGAAAUAAAAUUGCUUAUGGCCGCUGUGCCACAGUGCCACCACUGAAAAUAGGACAAAACAUGAAAACACAGGGGAACUGGCUGCUGGUCUUGAUCACUCUCAAGAGAUUGAUGGAGAGAUUAACGGUGAUGAUGGAAGAGGCUUGGUCCCUGAUGCGUUUUGUGAGUUAUUUUUUGGUUUGCCCGCGUUUGUUUCUGACUUUGAUCUCAAAUCAAAAAAUGUUAUUGUGAAACUGUAGACGCGCUUAACCUUUCCUUUUUAGGAGAAAUUUUAAGUUACGCAAUCAUGAGAUUUGUACAUUAUUGUUAUUGGAAACUCGGCUUUCAUGUCAAAGCCUAUCUCGUU
Molecule: messenger RNA, 1533 nt
Organism: Elaeis guineensis (African oil palm)
Lineage: Eukaryota; Viridiplantae; Streptophyta; Magnoliopsida; Arecales; Arecaceae
Source: RefSeq, a predicted model, not a curated record